AUGGUCAUGGCGCAAGAGGCCUGGGAUGCUGUCGAGUCAUCCACCAUUCAGCAUUGCUGGAAUCACGCAGGAAUCCAAGCCAACUCUCCGGCACCUUCGUCUCACCCUCCCCAUGCAGACCCGGGUGCAUGGAGCAUCAUCUGCCAGUUUGCAGAUACUGAUGACAUGACCUUGCCUCAGGCCGAAGCUUGCCUGAAAGAACACCUUGGCAAUAAUUAUGUUGAGGGGGACUGGGUGGAUGCCCUCAAAGCUGUUAUGGACGCAGAGGGUGACAACAUCAAAGCGGCCGAGACUGUUGAGAAACUUGCAUCAGUUGCAUGUCGACAAACUGGGCUCACUAUCAAAAUUCCACCUCUCACCAAGUCACCUCAGCUCCAAACUCUUGAACAUGGAUUGAUGAAGUCCAUAGAGGAGCUUACAACACGAAGAUGGAUCAUUGGCACGCCACUGUCUGUUGACGAGAUUCUCAACCCUCAAGAAGAGAAGAACAUUGGGGAAGUAACUGUUUAUGAAGAUGAUAAUGCAAUUGUUGCAGAAAUUUGGCGCCGGCAAGGAAUUAGGAGCGGGGAGCUGGUUGAAGUAGAAUCAGAUGAUGAAGACGAGGAUGAUCAACCCAAGGUCUGUGUUGCUGAAUUGAUUCCACUGUGUGAAAAGCUCGAAGUUGCGUGUAUUGCGCGAGCUGGCGCUGAUUCUUCACUUGAUCUUAUUCACAAAUUUCGUGCAUUCCGAGCAACACUACGGCACGAGGAAUUGCAGAAUGCAAAGCAGGCUACAUUGGAUCAAUUAUGGAAUUCUAAGUAA
Molecule: messenger RNA, 801 nt
Organism: Suillus subalutaceus
Lineage: Eukaryota; Fungi; Basidiomycota; Agaricomycetes; Boletales; Suillaceae
Exons: 1
Coding region: 1-801 (266 amino acids)
Source: RefSeq, a predicted model, not a curated record